Messenger RNA from Lampris incognitus (smalleye Pacific opah), 5714 nucleotides. RefSeq names its product BLOC-1 related complex subunit 6 (gene borcs6). Gene Ontology annotation, cellular component: BORC complex. The record is from RefSeq and is a predicted model, not a curated record. Gene Ontology annotation, biological process: lysosome localization. The coding region runs from base 231 to 1607 and encodes 458 amino acids. The transcript has 7 exons. NCBI's taxonomy places the organism in Eukaryota, Metazoa, Chordata, Actinopteri, Lampriformes, Lampridae.
CAACAUUUAUCCCUAUCAGGAUAGUUUGCCCCGUCGUGAAGCGACGACGACGACGAUAUGCGUACCACAUAAACGCUGCGACUUUAAAGGCUCGGUGAGCCAAUUAACGUUAGCCGUUUAGAGCGCUAGCAUCCGUCAACAACAGCGCUUUCACCCGACUGGAUGCCUCUGACAGCUUGUUAGCAUAUCGGCUAAUGGCAGCGGUACUUCAACUUCCUUGACGUGGAGGGAUGAGUCUCUUCCCUGUGAUUGGCACAGACGUGCCAGAGUCAGCCAAUGGAGUUUUGACAUCUGUCUCUUUGGAACCCUGCAGUGAGAACGGCCCCAACACACACACACCAGGAUCAUUAAAAUUUGGGGGGAGCCGAGGGCCCUGUCAUGGGCAGGGUUCAAAGGAUGGGUCCCACAGAGAGACUGAAAACCACAUUGAUAUGGAGAGGGCAGUUUACGAUGGGGAGGGUUGCUUAGAUACAGAGGCAGUCCAUAAUUCAGCAACAUCUGGUUUGGACUCUCAAACGCACCUGGAGUCGUUACAUGCCCCCCGUAGGCUUGACCCUUCCCUCCCCACUGCCACGUGCACAGGAGACACAGGCCCGAAGGACACACAGUUUUCAGAGACAUCUCACUCCACAGACUCCCCUGGCACAGCUCUUCCAGGGGACAUAGCACAGCACAUAGAAUCCAAAGACUCUCCAGCUCCACAAGGGGGCCCUAUCAGCUCAGACAGGCAGUGGACAGGAUUGGAGAGCUUGGAGGGGGAGAUGGAUGGAGAGAUGGAGAAACAGGAUGAGGAGGAAGAUGAGAAGAAGGAGAGAGAGUGGGAUAGGGAGCAUGGCGCAGAAGGUGCAGAUAUGGAGCCUACAAGGCAGUACUCUUCUUCAGCGCCUGGUCCUAGAACCACCUCAUCUCCGCCUCCUUCCCUUCCCUCAGACAGUAGCCCAUGCCCUCCCCAUGUCAUGGCCCAGGUACGGGUCCGCAACGUGCCCGAGAGAGACCGUAUUGUCCGGGGCAUGCAGGACAGCAAGAGUCUGGAUGAGAUCAGCCAAGCUUGUGGUUCUGGGGCGCGGGGAGGGGGCCGAGGGGGCCAGUCGGAGGGGCGCAGGGCCACAAUCUCCUCAGCUCUGGAGCUGGAGGGGACGGUGAGCCAUGAUGGAGACCUGACCCACUUCAUUACGAAGAAUUUGGAACAGAAGAUCAAGAUGAGCUCCAAGCCUAGUCUGGACUGUAGUGACUCGGACUGUUCGGGUCCCAUCCACAGGAGCCGGGGGUCAGCAAGACGACCGGCAGACAUCCCGCCCAUUGAUCCAGCCGUCCUAUUGGACCUCCAGAGACACACCCAGGAUGUGGCACACAGUGUGGAGAUUAUGAUGCGUAGUCUUAAUGGAACCAUCCAGAAUAUGACCGCCUUGAGUGUGGGAUAUAUCCAGACCUACAGAGAUUCAGUGGACAGUCUGGGGGAGUCUGUGGACAUGAGUAUAAAGGGAAUGUACACGCUGAUGGCUCGCUGUGAGGAGUUGGAUCGCUCCAUGCAGCCCAUACACACCCUGGCCGCACAGAUUCGUGACAUCAAACGCACCCUGGAUGCGCUGGAAGCCAUCUGCAAGUAACCCCACCUAUCUGGAGCUGAUACGCAUCCCCACUGCAUAGACUCAACAUCUAGCGCAUCCAGAAAACCCUGGAGGAUACCUGCAACUAACCCUCUCCUCUCUGCAGGUAUCACACAAAUAGGCAACAAAAAUAAAACUGCCCUGGAGAAUUUGCAAGCCAUCCAGCCCCUGAAAGUCCUCCUAGCAACCAGAGUGAUGAUGUGCUCCUUGGGCACUUGGCAACCAGUGAGAUGCUUUACUGCUGACUUUUGAUCCCGGGACUCACAGCUAAUAAUCAUACUGGAUGACUGCUGCUUCUAAUCCCUCCUCAUCCUCAUCAAGCCAACCAAUCAUGUUUGAGGGUUACCAUAUCUAUGUGGUAGAGCCCAUUUUAGGAGUUCUAAAAUCGGUUUGGGGGCUGACCAUUAAUAAAACAAGGCCAACUUCCUCUGCUGGAGUUGUCCUGCAUUGAAACCCCACAAAUUCACGUUUUUGGAGAUACUUGGUGAAGUGACUCACAUACACACAAAUAAACAUGCACCAUACAUCUGUUAUGCUUCCUGGAUCCCCAAUGACAGUUACAAAUGACGGUUACAAACCACACACAUAAACACAAUACACUUCCUUGGAGAUGCAUGAAUAAGUGCUCCUCUCUCCCCAUUAACAGAAGAUUUCUUUUUUCUUUUUGAAGGACUGUGGGUUUCUCUCCGUCCAUCCAUGCUUGGUCCAGGUUGCACUAACUUCUGCUUUCCACACAGGGGCAUUCUCUCGCUGUCUCUCGCUGUCUCUCUGAAGAGGCCUUGUAUGAACUGUUCAGAAGACAAUGUCAUGAUUUGCACAGGAAUGGAAACUUUUUUUUUAUGUGUCUUUGAUUUACCCUAGAAGGUUUUCUGAGUAGCAACAGUAGUACUCUGAUUCAUACUCUCAGUUCCAAGUGGUCAUUAUUUGGAGCAGCCCAGUACAGCCAAAAUUUCUAUUGUUUGCUCCUGAUCCGAUGUUCUGGAAUGAUUGAAGGUCGGAUGCAUUGCUCAAAGUUGUGUUAAUAGUAGAUGUAGAGGGAAGUUCAAGUGUACACUCAUUUCAUUUUUCAUGCCCAGUUUCUCUCAGCCGGUCUGAGGAUGUUGAGCCGGCAAUCCUCCAUUCAGAAUGUCAGUGCUGUGACCUUGAAGCAAACACCAGCCACAUGUUAUUUAUAAAUAACAGUAUCACGAGGAAUGAGUCACCUUACCCUCUUCUUUUGUCUGCCCCUCAUUGUGUGCAUAGGUAAGGUCGAUCAUUUAGGCAAUAGCCUGUCAAGAAUAGACCAAAAAAAAAAAUCAUAGAAUUCUCAGAAUACUCUCAGCAUUCAUCAGAGCACUCCUUGGAAUAUAGGUAGAAUACAGCUACUUCGACCAUAAUUAUGAUUAAUGUUACAUUUUGGGGGGGGGGUUAAAAGCUUGUUUCUCUUUCUGUGGUAAUGCUGCUUUUGUUUUCACAUUAAAAAAAAGUAUUGUUGCGCGGUCAGUCCUGAGUUGAACACAUAUCUGGAAAAACAUUGUAUGUAGCCUAUUAAAGGGCUUUUUAUAUUUGCAAUGUUUCAGGUGCUCUUGUUUUGACUUUAUCAGGUGCCUAGAUAUGAAUAUUUCAUGCAGCACAGAUCAGUCAACCCCACCUGAAGCUUCCCCCGCCCCCGACUAUCUGAAGCCAUUUUAACCAAAGUAAAUGCUAUUUGAAAAGUUCUGUUCAAAAAUGCUCAUAGAUGGUUAGUUCAGAAGUUUUAAAGUAUAUUCCUUUUCUCCACUCACCAUAAUGUUGUUAACCACUGGUCUCCAUUUUCAUGUUCAUCCAUCCUGUACUUACUGGACUGCUCCUGCCAGUGCAAUGCAAGUCAACAUAGAUAGGUGGCCAAUUUUCAUGCAGUUAUAAAAACGUACUCCAGGGUUCAAAUACCGGUAAGUAAAAGCUAAUAUUUUGAUAUAACCACUCAAAUUCACUAUCAUAAACUGGUGUGAUAUAUUAUGUUGGCUUUAGGUGAACUCUAGAGUGCUUUUUGAACUGAAUGAGAAUAACUUUCCCUGCUGAGUUUCAUUGCCAUUUAGCUAGGUUGCAGGAAUCUAUCGAUUGACAUUUGUGGUCAAUAGAAAGUAGAAUGCAUUUCAAAAAUUCCAAACUAUCCUUUUUAAUCUGCAAAACCACAACUAGUGUUAAAGUAGAACUUCUAGGCUGACAGAUUAUUUUGGUAGUAACGCACAUUGGACUUUACUUUCACACCACAAUCAUGUUACAGUGGUAACUAUUUGUAUAAAUGUUAGCUUAUUUUUUGGACAAAACUCUUAACCCUUAAUUUAUUUUGUAUUGACUACAGUUAAUUUAUAAAUCAUAGAAAGCACCUGUAAAUUAACUGAUUUAUUUUUACUAACUUCUAAUUGUAUCGAGUUGAAGCUGAAAAAAACCCUGACUGUUGAAACAAACAUGUCCAGUCACAGGAAAGCCAUACUGACAACAAUGCCAUUAAUUUGUUCCAGUGCUAGCAUGACACAUGACCGCUUAAAACAUGUUUUCUGAAGAUAGUGUGAUGAGGUCAAGUUAUUUGUUCAACAGUAAAUAAUUUGGACAGAAGCCUUAAUUUCAGCCACGGAAAAUUGAACCAAGGCACUUGUUAAAUUUGAACACACUCAUGACAUUAUCUGCAAAUCUAAAUCAAUGGCAGGUUGGAGGUUCAGUUGACUUUAAAACAAGUAUAGGUGAGGACUAGGACUACUUGCUUCUGUCUGAAAUUGGUCGCAGAUAUCCAGUGAUUGCAGCAUAGGUUGGCUGUUCCGCACCAACCAAAAGCCAUUUGCUCUCACAGAGCAUCAUCUUGUAUUUACCGAAGAACAUUUUAUCUUUGCACUGGUAGAAAGCUUUGUACUAGAUCUUAGUACUAUUCUAGAUUUUUGGUACUAUUUAAAUCAAACCUGUAACCUAUUAUUGAUGGGUUGGCAAUGUGUUCGAUUAUUUUGGCUGGAUAAUUUUGACAUUGUGAUGGCUCUUAUAUGAUGGCUUUUUUGUGUGCUUAGGCCGCAGUCCAACACUAUUAUUGGGUCUUACGCCAAACAAAACUUAGAAAAUUAAAGUUGAGGAACUCCCUCAAGCCAUUAAAUGUACAAUACCUACCCACUUCCAUACAACAGAUGGUCAAGAUACUCCUACAAAUAAAACCCUGGUUGCAACAUUGGUGCUUACUAAAGCUGUUUAUGAAAACAUUCAAUUUUUUAACCUUAGUUAAAGCAGCAUCUUUGCAGGUGCAUGGUUGAGCUUUGGUUACAGUGUAAAGCCACACAGUUAGAGCUCUUAAGGUAUGGCUCUGUAUCCGCCUGCCUUUAAAAUUCAUGAAUUAAGGACAUUGUUUAGGUUUAGGGUUUCAGACAGGACUUUGGACUCCAUAUGAAUAAUGUUUUGUCUGUCACUCAUUUCCCCCUUGACCUCUCUAGGAGAAGACAUGUCAAGUAAGUCUAAAAAAAAGGGCAGGAAAAAGUUAUAUACAAUAUACAUAUCUGUAUACACUUAUGUGCCAUGAUGGAAGGCCAGUUUUUGUUCCUGUGAACCAUGACACCAGCUCAGUUGCUGAUUAGUACAACGUGAACCAGAGGGGAACUAAAAAGGAAAAUCAGUGGGUGUAGGAUGUUUAGGUGGAAUGAAAACCUGUCCUUGUAUGACAAAUGUUAGCCCUCCUCUCUGAUUGACCAGCAUGCCGUUUCAUUGAGCUCACUCUUGAAGAUCUUCAACUGUCAAAUUCAUUUGGCGAGUGAAGAUGGCAAUCUGGCAUCACCAAGCCUGGAUUCCCUUGGCGUUGCUGAAUUCUCCUGAAACCAUACCAGUUCUGUAAAGUUGUGAGUACUACCCCUUCAAAGUACCAGUGCAACCUAGACUAGGUGCUUCCUGCAAAAGGAGGAAGCAUCUGUAAACCUUUUAGAGAAGGUACUGCUGAGAAGAAGCAUGCUCAGGAUAGGAGUUUAGGGAGGGAACUUAAUCUUCUUCAUUACAUGAUUGAUAUUCUAUUGUACAAUUAGAUGCGCCUGUGUACAUACAAUCUUUGUGUAACUAAAAAUUGAUUUAGCUACUGUUCGUCUUGAGUGUAUAUUUUAUUGAAAAAUAAAUUUACAUGAG